GUUGGCGUCUGACGUCACCGGAAGCGCGGUCUCUGUGUUGGUCUUCUCACGUCCGGUCGGCGCUCGGGCCUUGUUCUUGAGCUUCUCGUGGUUUUGAGGUUGUGAUCGCGCCGUCCGGUAUGGCUUCCAGUUCCGCCAGCAGUCCGUCCGAGCGGAGGAGAGUGGUUGACCUACGCGUUAUUGACCUUAAGUCCGAGCUUAAGCGACGGAACUUGGACGUGACGGGGGUGAAGAACGUGCUGGUGGCCAGGCUGAAGCAGGCAAUUGAAGAGGAGGGAGGCGACCCUGAGAAUAUCGAAAUCAAUUCUGGUGGCGAUACUCCUUCAAAGAAGCAGAUGAAGAGCAAAGGUAAGAAGCAGGAAGCUGAUGAGUCUGGUUGCGAGGCAUCAAUGGAAGAAGAUACAUUUAAGGACAUUGAGAUGGAGUCACGAGAUGUAAGUGAUCAAGAUGCUAACGAUGAAGUAAAGGAUUCGGAAGAAAAUGAAGAAGAUGCAAAGUCUGUCACCUUUCUAUGUCCAGAAGAUGAGAAGGACAGCGAACCAAAUCUUACUAAUCCGGACGAAGACACUGCGCAAGAACCUCGAAACCAAGAUAAUGAAAAUCAAGACAUGCAGGCUUCCUCAGAUCAUGAUGUGGUUGCUGAUGAAGGAGAAGAGGAUGACAAUGCUAAAGAUAUAACAGGUUCUGGUGAUGGUACACAAGAAGUUUCUAAACCUGUUCAUUCAGAAGAAAACGGAUCAGAUCCAGUUGUCAAAGAAGACAUGGAAGCUGGCACUUCUCUGAAAGAAGCCGAGGAUGAUAAUGUUUCUGUCACACUCCAGGCUGAAGAUGCCAUCACUAUCGAUUGUGAUGGAGACGACCUCCUAGAAACAGGUAAAAAUGUGAAACUUGCAGAUUCGGAGGCAUGCAAGCCAAAAGAGGAGGAGGAGGAGGAGGAGGCGGCCAGUGACCCCAAGGAUGGCCUGGAGGAACAAAAAGAUCAUAUGUCGGAGAAGAAAAAAGAUGAGAAAGAGGAGAGUGCUAAAGGCGAUGGUGUUAAGAAGGAAUCCAGAGAAGGUUCAAAGAGAGCUGAAUCUGGAGAUAAAGAGAAGGAUUCUCAGAAGAAAGGUCCAUCAUCCACAGGGGCCUCAGGUCAAGCAAAGAGCUCUUCCAAGGACAAAACCGCAUCUAAAGAUGAUAAAGGAAGUAUUAGUAGCACAAGUGGAAGCUCCGUGAGAAACCUGUGGGUCAGCGGACUGUCAUCGAAUACAAAGGCUGCUGAUUUGAAAAAUCUUUUUGGGAAAUAUGGAAAGGUUUUAAGUGCAAAGGUAGUUACCAAUGCAAGGAGUCCAGGGGCAAAAUGCUAUGGGAUUGUCAGUAUGUCAUGUAGUUCUGAUGUUUCCAGAUGUAUCUCUCACCUCCACCGCACAGAAUUGCAUGGCCAGCAGAUAUCUGUGGAAAAGUGGAAGAAUGAUCCUUCAAAAAGAGAGCAGAAGAAGGAAGGUGAUGAGAAAAGUGGGUCUGGCAGAACGUCUGAGAGAAGAUCUUCUGGAGGGGACAGAAGAAGCAAGAGUCAAAGUUCUUCUAAGAAAGAGGACAAAAGAUCUGACAAGCCUGAAAAAAAAGAUGGCAAAGAUGUCAAGAAGGAUGGCAAAAAUGAGAGCGAUAAUGGAGCUGGAAGUUCUCACCAUGACAAUGCAGACAAGAAUGCAGACAAGAACGAAGAAAGGAAGCGGCCAGGUAAAAGCCCAGGACAAAUGGUGGUGAUAGACCAGACAAAAGGGGAUUUGAGCAACAUGAGAAUGCAAAUGAGAAGAGGAAGAUUUGAAAAGCCAAGACCAAGGGAAAGAUUUAUCCCAAACAAGAUGAAAUUCCAUGAGUUCCGGGAUAAAAAGGAAAUUAUGACAUUUCAGAAAAUGAAAGCCCAAAGACUCAGAGAAAACGUUGAACGUUUGGAGAGGUUACAGCGAUACCACAGAGCGGUGGAACUGCGAAGACGGAGAGAGAUGGCUGAAAGGGAGCGCCGUGAGAGAGAGCGGAUGCGAAUAAUGAGAGAGCGGGAAGAACUAGACCGCUUACAGAGGGAGCGAGAGAGAUUAGAGAUAGAAAGACAAAAGUUGGAGCGUGAAAGAAUGGAGCGUGAACGUCUGGAAAGGGAGCGUAUGCGUAUUGAACAGGAACGUCGCAAAGAAGCUGAGCGCAUUGCACGAGAGAGAGAAGAGCUACGACGUCAGCAAGAACAGCUUCGCUUUGAGCAAGAGAAAAGAAACCCUUUGAAGCGUCCACGAGAUGUUGACCAUAGAAGAGAUAACUACUGGGGUGAGAGCAAGAAAAUGAAUGUGGAUACUGAUUCACGCUUUGGUCAAGGAUCUGAUUACAGUCGACAACAGACCAGAUUCAAUGACUUUGAUCUUCGAGAACGGGGUCGGUAUUCAGAGGGUUCAUCUUUUGAAAGACGUGACCGCUUUGUGAACCAGGGAGAUAAGAAGAACUUUAACAAGGGUUUUAACGAUUCAAGGAGAAAUGAUCCAGGACCGCCACGAAAUGAGCCACGAGACACUGACCGGAGAGAUCGGGAUGAACGAAGGCCAGUAGGUAUUGACAGACCAGGCGCAAACAGAUCUGAGGUCCAAGGCCCAGAUAGAAGACUCAGUAAUCCGGAUAUGCCGCAUGGACAACCAGCACGGUCGUCAAACUGGAAAGAUGGAGGAAUGGGAACAGAUAAACGGGAAGCAAGAACUGACCGACCUGGGCGAGAUGCUCCUGGUCAUUCUGCCAGAGGUGGGCAUGGGCAUAGCAAUCGUGGUGGUAAAUCCGGUUAUAGUGGCAGAGAUGAUGAUCGAGGUGUAAUUGUAGGAGACCGUGGAAGUGGUGGACAACAUUACAACGAAGGAAGAAAUAUUGGCCCUGGACGUGACAAUGCUGGGCCAGGAAAGGAAUGGCAUGGUCCCGGCACACAAGGCAGUGGAUAUGAUGGCAGAAGGAUGCCAGAUAAUCGAAGUGGAGGCAUGAUGCCAUCAAAUUCUAGUAAUUCUGCAAUCAACAGAGUUGUGCCGAUGCCGGGAUCUGUUCCCCGAGGAAGUGGUUCUGGAUUCAAGCCCUUUAAGGGAGCACCUCCUCGUAGAUAUUAAGAUGUGUUUCAGGAUAACUUAUUCAUUUAUUAUACACCUUACUACAUUUGCCAGGGCUUUAAUACAUUGUCCCGUGUUUUGAUUUAGUUUUAUCACUGAGGAUUUUCAUUGGUUAACGUAUUGUAAACAAUCUGUAAAAUCCUCCUUAUCCAAUAACAUCCGUACUUCAAACAGUCCAGCACAGACUGUCAAGGAGCCUGUCAUUUUG
Messenger RNA from Bufo bufo (common toad), 3318 nucleotides. RefSeq names its product SAFB like transcription modulator (gene SLTM). Lineage: Eukaryota; Metazoa; Chordata; Amphibia; Anura; Bufonidae. Bases 120 to 3110 code for a protein of 996 amino acids. The record is from RefSeq and is a predicted model, not a curated record. Gene Ontology annotation, cellular component: nucleus. Gene Ontology annotation, biological process: regulation of mRNA processing; regulation of transcription by RNA polymerase II. Gene Ontology annotation, molecular function: RNA binding; sequence-specific DNA binding. The transcript has 21 exons.